Molecule: messenger RNA, 2861 nt
Organism: Athalia rosae (coleseed sawfly)
Lineage: Eukaryota; Metazoa; Arthropoda; Insecta; Hymenoptera; Athaliidae
Gene: Prp40
Product: pre-mRNA-processing factor 40 homolog A
Exons: 8
Coding region: 153-2657 (834 amino acids)
Biological process (GO): mRNA cis splicing, via spliceosome
Cellular component (GO): U2-type prespliceosome; U1 snRNP
Molecular function (GO): RNA binding; protein binding
Source: RefSeq, a predicted model, not a curated record
AUUCGAUUCAUAUUUCGUGGCGAAUGCGUAAAGUUGUGACCAAGUUGUGAGUGCUCGUUUUAUCGAAGAGCGUGCGAAUUGUUUACGUUUGUUCAAAUGUAUGGUGAUCUAGUUAAUUCAUGAUAUUCAUUUCUUAGUCAAAAGCAAGGAUUAUGGCAUCCAGUGAGGGUAUUCCUCCACCUGGGACCGUGGCAGCCUUCCCAUCGGUGCCUCCGAGCAUACCACCAGGCUUCGUACCGCCUAUUAUUCCUGGAACUCCAUUUAUACCGACACCAGGAUUGCCUCCAGGACCUCCUGGUAUGAUGCCACCACAGUUUUCUAUUCCUCCACCUGGAUUUGGCUUUCCAAUGUCGAGUGGACCACCUCCUGACAUUAACGUCAUUGCUGCACCGCCACAAAUCACAGGGUCUGUAACAGCACCCGCUAUACCAUCAACAAUUGAGUCUACCAGUACUACCUCGACACCCACAGUAGAAAAAAAAUCCGAGUGGACAGAGCACAAGGCUCCUGAUGGACGUACCUACUAUUACAACAGUCAGACUAAGCAAUCAUUGUGGGAAAAACCUGAUGAAUUAAAGACUCCAAGUGAAUUACUCUUGUCACAGUGCCCAUGGAAAGAGUACAAAUCUGAUAAUAGCAAGAUCUAUUAUCAUAAUGUUACAACCAAGGAAUCAAGGUGGACAAUUCCACCGGAGUUAGAAGAAUUAAAAGCUAAGCUUGCUGCUGAAGAAUCAGCCACUGCUUCAACUACUGCUCCAACCACUGCUAAUUCAACCCUUGUUUCACCAGCCCUUCAAGUCGUGUCACCCAAUAUAACUAUGCCACAGGCUACUACACCUGAGCCCAGUUGCAAGUCUGCUAUUGAACAGGCAAUGGCAGCCACACUUGCAGCUAUUAAUAUUCCUACCCCUCCGUCAAAGCCAGAUGAUGAUAGUAAUUCGACAAAAGGAUCUGCUAAUGGCAGUCGUAAUAGCACUCCAGAACCAAAGGUUCAGUACAAGGAUAAAAAAGAAGCUAUCGAAGCUUUCAAAGAACUAUUAAAAGAGCGCGAAGUUCCCUCCAAUGCUACAUGGGAACAAGCAGUCAAAAUGAUACAAAAUGACCAAAGAUAUCCACAAAUGAAAAAAUUAAAUGAAAGAAAACAGGCCUUCAAUGCUUACAAAACUCAGCGACUCAAGGAAGAACGUGAACAGGAAAGGCUAAGACUCAAAAAAGCAAAAGAGGAUUUAGAACAAUUUUUACUCACCCAUGAUAGGAUGACAAGUAACACUAAGUAUUACAAGUGCGAAGAGCUCUAUGGUAAUUUGGAACUAUGGCGAUCGGUUGGAGACUCAGAUCGCCGGGAUAUUUAUGAGGAUGUAAUAUUUAAUUUGGCCAAACGCGAAAAAGAAGAGGCAAAGGUUAUGAAAAAGCGUAACACGAAACGACUGGCCCAAGUUUUAGACACAAUGACCGAUGUGACUUACAAAACUACUUGGCAAGAGGCACAAGCGCUGCUCAUACAGCAUUCUGCAUUUGCAGAGGAUGCUGAUUUAUUGGCCAUGGACAAAGAGGAUGCUCUGCUAGUGUUUGAAAAUCAUAUUCGACAGUUAGAAAAGGAUGAAGAGGAGGAAAAAGAGAGAGAGAAGAAGCGUAGAAAACGUCUAGAGAGAAAAAACAGAGAUGGUUUCAUUAGCCUGUUAGAUGAGUUACACGAGCAAGGAAAACUGACGUCUAUGUCACUUUGGGUGGAACUUUACCCCAUGCUGUCGGCAGACAUAAGAUUUUCAGCAAUGCUUGGUCAACCAGGAUCGACACCUUUGGAUCUAUUUAAAUUUUACGUGGAAGAUUUGAAAUCCCGUUUCCAUGAUGAGAAAAAGAUUAUUAGAGAAAUCUUGAAGGGUAAAAACUUUGAAGUCCAGGUGAACACAACGUUUGAAGAGUUUGCAACUGUAGUUUGUGAGGACAGAAAAUCCGCGACUCUGGAUGCUGGGAACGUAAAACUGACGUUCAAUCUUCUGCUCGAAAAAGCAGAGGCAAGAGAAAAAGAGCGCAUUAAAGAGGAGACAAGGAAAUUCAAGAAGCUAGAAACUGGCUUCAAGAAUUUGCUUAAAACCUUGGACGUGGACUACCAGAUGUCCUGGGAAGAUGUAAGGGUUAAGAUUGAAGGUGAAUCAGAUUUCAAAGCGAUAACCCUAGAAAGCGAAAGAGUCAGAAUCUUUAAAGAGUAUCAACAUGAAAUCGAAGAAAGCUGUAGCCAUCAUCAUAUCCGGAGUAAGAAAAAGAAAACGAAGAAGACCAAGAGAAAAUCUCGAUCGCGAUCACACAGCGAAUCUGAUACAAGUGAAAAAGGAGCGAAAAAGAAGGCUCAGAAAUCACGGUCCAUUAGUCCCCCAAGUAAAUCGGACAGCUCCGAGUCUGAUAUCAAAAAAUCUAAACGCAAGAAAAGUAAGAAGAAAAGGGGGCGCAGUCGUUCUUGUUCCUAUUCCAGAGUCCAAUCUUCUGAAGAAUCCCCUGACAGGAGACGGAAGGAAGAGAAGCACAGGCGAACGUCUGCACACAGUGAAACUGGUUCGGUGAAUGAGGGUGCACAUCAUCACGAAUUAUCUGAAGAUGAAUUGGAGAAGCAAAGGGCGCAACUUUUGCGAGAGCUACAAAUGCAGCAAGAAGAUAAUUGAAAGACUUGCAUAGUGAUUGCAAAGUGUACGCCUAUAAAAAAAUAUGAAUUCAUCUAAUUCAUGGAGAAGAUAUUGCAUGAGUUACUCGAUGCGCUACAACUUCAAUCCACAGAACAUGUUCAUGGAUGUUUAUUCCGAUGCAACGCUUGCAAUAUUGAUUAACAAGAAAUAAAGAAUAAAUGAAACACCUUAUGGAUCCUAAAA